UGCCGCAGCCUGUGGCGGCAGCAAUGGCGGCGGCCGUGGGGCCGGGGCCGGAGCCGGAGCCCGAGCAGGGGGACCCGCUGUGGAGCUUCGUGCGGGUUCUGGAGAAGCGGGAUGGGACAGUGCUUCGACUGCAGCAGUACGGCUCCGGAGGCGUGGGCUGCGUUGUGUGGGACGCCGCCAUCGUCCUCUCCAAGUACCUGGAGACGCCGGGGUUUUCUGGCAACGGGGCCCACACGCUGAGGCGCCGCUCCGUGCUGGAGCUGGGCUCGGGCACCGGGGCUGUGGGGCUCAUGGCCGCGACCCUCGGGGCAGAUGUUGUAGUCACUGAUCUUGAAGAGCUGCAAGACUUGCUGAAAAUGAAUAUUAAUAUGAACAAGCAUCUUGUGACUGGUUCUGUUCAAGCCAAGGUACUGAAAUGGGGGGAAGAACUAGAAGACGCGACUUCACCAGACUACAUAUUGAUGGCUGACUGCAUAUACUAUGAGGAGUCCUUGGAACCAUUGCUGAAAACAUUAAAAGAGCUCAGUGGACCCGAAACUUGUAUUAUAUGUUGCUAUGAACAGCGUACAAUGGGGAAAAAUCCAGAAAUUGAGAAGAAAUAUUUUGAGCUCCUCCAAUUAGACUUUGACUUUGAGGAAAUCCCUUUGGACAAACAUGAUGAAGAAUACCGAAGUGAAGACAUUCAUAUUAUAUACAUCAAAAAGAAAACAUCAGUACAAACUGCCAUCAUGAAACCCCUUUCCAUCUUAUCCAUGCCCCUGCCAUCCCUCAUAAGGUAAAGAUGUGAAUGGAGCAUGUGCACACAGCAUGGGAAGAUUGCAUUUACAAUUUCUCCAGCAUGCCCUUAGAGAUCUGGCACUUGGAUGACAACCACCAUGGACUGCCCACAGUGUGAAACAUCUCCCUGCAGUGGGCUCGAAAUCCAACUUAGGUUCUGUAGCUCAGCACCAAGCUCUGCUUAAAAGAAACACUGGGAUCACUCAAAAAAAAUAAAUUGAGGUUAGCCUCAAGUCUGAAGCAGCAUGGUUGACUCAGUGCAUUUUCAAGAAACUAGAGAUAAGUCGAUCCAAUUUCUAAUGAUAUCUGUUACUGUAUAGUAAUGUUUAAGGGCUCCAGACCAUCCUGGUCUACAGAGUGAGUUCCAGGCAUAAUGAGACCUUGUCUCAACAAAGAAAAGGAAAGGGGAAGAGAGGAAGACAGACUAGAGAUAAUGACCCAAUUAGUAAUCAUAGUUAUAUCUUACUGUGUAAUGUUUAACUUGGAAGUGGUAAAUUUUAAUUUGUCUUUCAAGAAAAUUUCAAAGACAGUCACAUUUUACGUAGUUGUGCAGUAGUGAUUUUUUUCCUUACAUUUUAAUACUUACAUGUUCUUUUAAAAGAAACUGAAACUACUGUCUUGCGUCUCUACUGGCCGUAGUUUUCUUUGCCCCCAUCACAUGUUGGUUUCGAGAGGUCAGGGUGCUUACUGUAGUGAGUCACUAGACGGACGCUGUGUCCGAAGGACAGUGCGAGAAAAGAAUGUGUUCACAUGGUUCAGCAGUUCUCUUGUGUCUGCCUUCCAAGAAAAUCUGGUUUUAAAACACGAAUAUUAAAGGCAUCGUGUUUACACAAAACUGAUUUAUUCUUCAACUAAAAAUUAGUUCAGUGCACACUUAUCAAUUGCUUUUUACUGUGUUUUCUCCAAUUUUUGUUCCAAUAAUCAUCUGCUCACAUGGACUAAUCUGUCAAUGACUUGAACAACAACACCAGUUCCAAAAAAGUAGUAACCAGAUGGAAUUCUGGAAUUUACAGUCGUGGGUGCUAGAUGGCGCAUUUCAUUUGUUGAUGAAAUAAACAUCAUUUUUGAAA
This is a messenger RNA of Phodopus roborovskii (desert hamster), 1847 nucleotides long. It is a transcript of the gene Vcpkmt, whose product is annotated as valosin containing protein lysine methyltransferase. Gene Ontology annotation, molecular function: protein-lysine N-methyltransferase activity. Lineage: Eukaryota; Metazoa; Chordata; Mammalia; Rodentia; Cricetidae. The transcript is spliced from 6 exons. Gene Ontology annotation, biological process: peptidyl-lysine methylation. Gene Ontology annotation, cellular component: cytosol; cytoplasm. Bases 24 to 779 code for a protein of 251 amino acids. The record is from RefSeq and is a predicted model, not a curated record.